AUGGAAUACGCGCCGACCAACAUGCACAGAGUAAUCCGCCAAUACGCUGACGUCGGCUUGACGAUUGACUCGACUUACGCCAAACUGUACACGUACCAACUUUUUAGAGCGCUAGGACAUGUUCACGCGAUGGGCUUGUGUCACAGAGAUGUAAAGCCCCGCAAUCUUUUGGUUUAUCCAGAAACGGGUGCGUUAAAACUGUGUGAUUUCGGCAGCGCCAAAGACUUGACAGACGGUCGGCCGAACGCCUCAUACAUAUGUUCCCGACACUAUAGGGCACCCGAGCUGCUGUUCGGCGCCACCGGCUACACGAGCGCAGUAGACGUAUGGAGCGCAGGGUGCGUUUACGCCGAGUUGAUGAUUGGCGAGCCCGCGUUUCCGGGUUCCACCACCGAAGAACAGCGAACCCUAGUUACCCGACUACCACGAGAAACGCUUACCGCGACGGCGCCACCCGAAGCGGCUCGGUUAGUGGAUUGGACGUUAAGGCUGACGGCCUCGCGCAGACCGACGGCCUUGGUUGCAUGUGCCCACAAAUGUUACGACGAGCUGCGACGUGCGGGCUUUCGACUACCGGGCGGUCGACCGCUUCCUCCACUGUUCGACUUCACCGAUACGGAAAUGAUCGCGGCCGGCCACCUACUCUAUGCACUUCUACCUAACGAGCGUUUGCAAAAUUGUAUUUAA
Molecule: messenger RNA, 687 nt
Organism: Adelges cooleyi (spruce gall adelgid)
Lineage: Eukaryota; Metazoa; Arthropoda; Insecta; Hemiptera; Adelgidae
Product: glycogen synthase kinase-3 alpha-like
Exons: 1
Coding region: 1-687 (228 amino acids)
Biological process (GO): protein phosphorylation; signal transduction
Cellular component (GO): cytoplasm
Molecular function (GO): protein serine/threonine kinase activity; ATP binding
Source: RefSeq, a predicted model, not a curated record